UAUCACUAUUUAUUUUAACCUUGGUUCCAAAACUCGUUUACAUCAUAAUUGGAAAACACUAGUAACCUAAUUCACCAGUCUCGCAAAACAAAAAGAUGAAGCAAAAAUCACCUUCAAAAGAGCAGCAACAAAUUAAAACACUAUCGUGUUUACCAGAAGAUAUAGUGAUAGAAAUUCUGGUGAAAUUACCUGUAAAAUCCCUCCUCCGAUUCAAGAGUGUUUGCAAAAGAUGGAAUUCUCUAAUUAAAACGACUUCCUUCAUUAUCCGCUACAACUCCCCCUCUCGGCGACAUAACAACAGUAAGCUUCUUUGUUUCCGCGAAGACCCAAUCACCCAAACUCAUGUCGUAUCAUUACAUGAUCAUAAAACCUUGGAAAAGAUUCAAGAUUUAGAAUUUCCUUCAUUUAUUGAUGAUGAUAGUGUUCCUUUUGACAAGGAUAUCCAAAUAUUUGGGCCGGUAAAUAAUGGUAUAUAUUGCAUAAACGAUAGACUCAAUCUAUGGGGUGGUACCCUUAUUCUUUGGAAUCCUUGUACUAAAUCCUACAAACACAUUCUCCCAGCUACGAUUUCUGAUGCGACUGAGAGGGAUACAAAAAGUUUUCAGAUUGGAUUUGGAUAUGAUGAUAGUAUUAAUGAUUAUAAGAUAGUUGUUAUUUGCCACUGGGACGAAACGGUCUACAAUGGAGAUAAUCCACCUACUGAUCGUUGGCAUGUUAGGGUUUAUAACAACGCUACUGAAUCAUGGACAACCAUUCACAAUCUUGAAUAUGGUGUUACAGAAUAUUUGGGGUUUCCGUACAUUGAUUUCUGUUCGGGGUUUUCAGCAAAUUGCUUCAUUAACGGUAAAUAUCACUGGUCAUGUGCAGUAAAAAAAUAUCCUAGAAUAUAUGGUAACAAACUUAGUGUCCUUGUGUUUGAUAUGGCUAGUGAAACCUUCAACGUGAUGCGUGGACCUCCCGUCGUCGGCGUAUUGAAUGAGGAUGAGGAUGAGGAUGAGGAUGCCAUGGAUGACUACUGUGAGUUGGAGGAGAUGAGUGUUUGGGUUGUAAAGGAGACUAUAGGUGUGAUGGUUUCAUGUUCGAGAAAGGAGACGGUUAAAGUGUGGAUAAUGAAAGAAUAUGGUGAUGAGGAUUCAUGGGAGUUGGUAUCCACAAUUGCAACUAAAACGUAUGAGGAGUAUCGGGUUAUUGGGAUUCCGAAUGAUAAACAUAUUUUCUUUGCAGAUUUUCAUGGAAAUUUGAUCUCUUAUAACUUUGAGAAUGACCAAGUUAUUGAAUAUGCUGCCUUUGGACCGUACAAGGGCUACUCGGGGGAUGAUAGUGAUACUCUAGGGGUCUUGAACUACGUUGAGGCCCUUUCACUGGUUUAGAUUAGAUAUACACAUUGCCUAAUCUUUAAAUUGGUCUCUUUUCAAAGUUUGUUUUAGUACUUGUGAUAUCUUAAAUCACAAAUUCUUAUUUACAAUGGGUACGUGUACAAUAAAUAUUGUACACCGAAGUAAAAGUUAACUCAAAAUCUUUAAAAGUUAAGCAUAUAUAUA
This is a messenger RNA of Spinacia oleracea (spinach), 1541 nucleotides long. RefSeq names its product F-box/kelch-repeat protein At3g23880-like. The transcript has a single exon. The coding region runs from base 96 to 1370 and encodes 424 amino acids. Gene Ontology annotation, molecular function: protein binding. NCBI's taxonomy places the organism in Eukaryota, Viridiplantae, Streptophyta, Magnoliopsida, Caryophyllales, Amaranthaceae. The record is from RefSeq and is a predicted model, not a curated record.